CGUUUCCUUCCCUCACCCUUCUACUUUCUUUCAGUCGCGACACCAUACGCUUCCAUUGGGGCACGCAGGCAACUGCACUGUUUCCAUGCUGGAUCACUUAACUGGACCGCUCAUUGUUACACCGAGCAAUGUUCAUGAUAGUGUCCAGCAAUGGUUACCAAAAUCAGACCCGGAUGAGUACAAACGCUCAUGCUUUUGCGCAACGGCUUCCUAUCAAUGAUGUGGCUCUACUUGAUCCACCUUCCAGCAGUUUGUCCAUCGAGGUAGGAAUGCCGCUUGCGCUUUAGUGAUGACUUGG
Neurospora tetrasperma FGSC 2508 is the source of this 298-nucleotide messenger RNA. RefSeq lists its product as uncharacterized. The record is from RefSeq and is a predicted model, not a curated record. Bases 129 to 287 code for a protein of 52 amino acids. NCBI's taxonomy places the organism in Eukaryota, Fungi, Ascomycota, Sordariomycetes, Sordariales, Sordariaceae. The transcript is spliced from 3 exons.